GGUUUGCUGACUGACUUCUUCCUUUCGCGUUCUAGUCUUUCGCCUUGCCCCUCCUAGCAGGAAAGGAAGCCGCUGAGAAGCAGGAAGGGGGAUCGGGAUGCGCUAGCUCGAUCGCAUCCUUUUCUUUUUGAACAUCGGGGAAAAGGUUGCUUAUUGGAAGGGGUGCGGUUGUCGCGACCAACACCUGCAAAUAGGGCUCUGGAUAUGUGUAUUUAAAAAAACCAACAACCUGUGGCCAUGUUCAUAUUCCUGUUGACCUUCGGCAUGCGCCCUCCCUGUUGACUUUUCGCCGAGCCUUGAAGACCUGGCUCUUCAGGCAGGCCUAUGGGAUCUCUGGGAUUGAAACUAUUCUUCCAAAGCUCCCCUCUAGCAUGGCCUCGAGGAAGAAUGGUGGUGACCCAGCAGAUCGAAGGAGGACAGAGAGACGCAGAUCAUCCCUGGAAAUUGCAUCAGAAGACCAGGUGGCCCGGGAGACAGAGGAGGUCUUCCACAGCUAUGCUUACUAUCGAUAUCAGCAGGAGCAAGAGCAGACUGGGAGGGAUGUGCCAAUAGACCCAGAAAUAGCUGCAAUCCAGCAGGAGCCAAACAGCACCAACAGCCAGGUGGGCAGGCGCCUGGCCUUCAUUGGUGACGACAUCAAUGCACGGUAUGACAGCGAGUUCUCUGAGAUGCUGAAGUCGCUGAAGCCAUCGAGGGACAACGCCUAUGAGUACUUUGUCAAAAUAGCCUCCAGUUUGUUUGACAGCGGCAUAAACUGGGGUCGUGUGAUCGCACUGCUGGGCUUUGGUUACAGAAUGGCAAUCCAUGUAUACCAGCAGGGGUUGCCUGGCUUCCUAAGGAGAAUUGCCCGCUACAUGGCCGACUUUGUGCUUCGCAAUCACAUUGCCCAGUGGAUUGCCCAGCAGGGAGGAUGGGUGGCAGCGCUGGACUUAAGCAAUGUUUACUGGAAGUAUGUGGUGGCAGUGGCAGCUGUGAUUUUGUUGGGCCACUUUGUGGUACGGCGUUUCUUCAGCCAGUGACAGGGAAGGAAAUGGCUGCUGGCCAUUUGCAUCCUAGCCAUUGACUCACUCCUUGAAGAAAAGGAGGAUUCAGGAAACAACCAAAGGAAACCAGAUGGUGCUUAUCAAUGUGUAUUCCAAUAUGACAUCUGUUUAUUGACCAUCCACAUGGAGAUUUCAGAACCUGGAAAUCUACAGCAUAGUAUUGAAAAGGAAGGGUAGAAAUGAAUGUGGGACAGGAUUUAUUACUUCAAGAGACCAUGGGGGUCAGUGAGAAACAUCAAGACAGGGGCAUUCACAGUGUUGUGUGAGAAAAAAGGGAUGCAGUUUCCUCCCCAAAAUCUCUAAGAAGGGCAAAUCCUUUUCCAGAACAUUCUCAGGGCCUUGGUGAUCUAACCUUUUGCUUUUUCAUCCCUGUGAAAAGCAGAAGAGUGAGCAGCUUGUGGUACCUUUGCUUGCUCCAUGCAUAUGUACUUGGAUCAAUUCUUCCACCGUAUGCUGUUCUAAGUGCUGAAAUAAUCAUGUGGUUGAUUUGGAGAACAUGUAGAUCUGUUCCUGGAUCAUCAUCGUCAUGAUUAGCUCCUCCUAAGAUCUGUAGAUGUACACCUAAACAUAGCAUAUUCCAGAGGAGGGGGCGGGAAUAUCAUGUCUACAAUAUUUCAUUAGAUGUGGACCUCUCUUUCAUUCACCUGAUUAUUUCCUAGGCCAGACAUAGAGCUCUGUACCCAUUAGUGGAUCUCUUUCAUCUCCUCACUUGUUUUUAACUUAGCUACAGUGAUUCUUCUCUGUCAGUGGCGAGCAAAGAUUUGAAUAAGGCCUUGCUUCUCUUCCAUUAAUGCAAAGAAUCUUGCUCUGUUCCCUGCGUGUUAGCGUUCACUGAACAGGAACAGGUAGUGUGUUUGUGGAGUAGAGUUGUUUCUCGUAUAAUUCUUUACCCUUUUGACAAUCAAUAGCCAAAAGUUAAAUUUCUCUUAGACAAAUGAUGGUCAAAAAGUUUACACAUGCAUUGGAACUUCUGUUUUCCCCUAAGACAGGGAUGGGGAACAUGUGGCCCUCCAGAUGUUGUUGGACUCAAACUCCCAUCGGCCCAAGCCAAUGUAGGCAGUAGUCCACAUGGUGGGUACUGUACUCCAGCCACAUCUGGAGGGUCACAGGUUCUCCAGUCUUGCCCUAAGAGAGAUGAUCCAGCCAAGUUAAGCACAUUUUAAGGCUGCCGUCCUAUAUUCACAAAGCAAGUUGGUCUCCUCGAAAUUUGUGAUACUUGUUUCUGAGUAAACAUGCAGAAAAUCGGGACUGCAUUACCAACUGAUUUUGGUGUGAAAGUUGAGCGUAUGCUUCUCUUUCCACUGAAAUUGAUGGGAUUUAGAAGUGCCUGGCUGGAGUUCUUCUGGGCUCCAAGCACAGUAACUUGAGCAGCAGGGGCUGCCAAGUGUGCAUUGCUGAAGCUUGAUUUUUGAAGGCCCUCUUGUUUUUUUAAAAAAACCCAAAUCUAUCCAAAUUGCUUCCUUAACUCUUAUGGAAUAUAUUUUUGUAUAGUCUUUAAUCUGGGAUAAAACUACAAUGAUUACAGUGAAGCCAUGAUUUUCAACACACAGCUGUAUGUGUGCAGACAUUCACACAGAUGAAUUAUUUUCUCUUCCUUUACAUUUUUUUCUUUUACAAAGCUGUACGUCAAAAGUCAGACCUACUUCAUAACUUUUUCAUCUCUCUCUCUCUCUCUCUCUCUCUCUCUCCCCCCCUCUCCCUCUCUCCAAAUGUUCUUAAGAAAAAAGACUUGAAAGCAAUGCAUGCAUUUUUUUGUAAAUUGUUGGUUUUCUGUGUUCAUUUUAAAAGUCUGUGCAUGCCAGCAGUAUUUGUUUUGCUUAAAGUAUUUAAUUUGGCUAACAAUA
Molecule: messenger RNA, 2887 nt
Organism: Rhineura floridana
Lineage: Eukaryota; Metazoa; Chordata; Lepidosauria; Squamata; Rhineuridae
Gene: BAK1
Product: BCL2 antagonist/killer 1
Exons: 7
Coding region: 372-1019 (215 amino acids)
Biological process (GO): extrinsic apoptotic signaling pathway in absence of ligand; regulation of apoptotic process; intrinsic apoptotic signaling pathway in response to DNA damage
Cellular component (GO): mitochondrial outer membrane
Molecular function (GO): protein homodimerization activity; protein heterodimerization activity
Source: RefSeq, a predicted model, not a curated record